CUCGGAGCUACGGAGAUGAAAUGUAUGGGGUGGAGUUUUGUGGUCUAGGUCUAUAGAGUGCGAUCUGUUUGGUGUGCUGAUAUACAAGGCAAGCUGCAAAUUUAGCUGGGUCGCCGUUUUAUUAGAGCCAAAACGCAACAUCUCAUGGUUCUGUGACCCGCAGGUCGGACGAUGCUGAAGAUUCUGUGGAUCCCAAGCCCGAAUUCGAGGAGAAUUGCAUAUGGAAAUUUGUGAAACAGCUUCUCCUAUAUAUCAGAGGUGGGGUCCGGGCACAUCGGUUAGUAGGUGGAGGGAGGGAGGGGAUGCGUGAAGCCGAGGGACCAGACAGCAGCAGAGGCAAUAACGAACCAUCGCCGGGAGUGCCAUGGAAUGUCCGGCCGAAGCUGUACCGGGGAGUACCGCAAGCGGGGAAAGUCACGGACCACAAUGUGAUCGAAUAUUCCCCGCAUUCGGCCUGGACCGGGCAUUUAAUGAUAUGUCGGCAGCGUCCCGCCGGGAAUUCGUGCACUCUGGAGUCUGGCCAGGAUAGGGUGGGGCCCGAUCCGAUCAGCGCAGGCACAUCAGUGCGUUUUGUCUGAAUGUGAUGGCCGUCGAGUGAAAAUGCCAAGGGGCGACAUCUUCGGAGAGGGGGAGAAGAAGAGAACAUAACAGAACCGAAAGCAGCGAGCGGAGCGGGGAGUGCAGCGAGUGCCUCUCUGUGCCUACGAAAUGAUUAGCAGCGGUAGUAGGAUCGAAGGCAAGGGGAGAAGGUUAGGGUAAUUGCUCUCUCGCUACUCUGCAGCUACUGCUCGCUGCUGCCGUAGGGGGAUUGGCGUGGAGUUUCUGUUGUGAGAGAGACGGGAGGAGAGAGAGAGAGAGAGAGACAGAGAGAGCGGGUGGGGAAGCAGAGGAGAUGCUAGGGAAGGCGAGGGAGAAGUCCCUUUUGUCUGCGUGUUGUCUGUGGCGCGAGAAGAGGAGAGGAGAGCGGGGAGGAGGGGAGGGGAGGGGAGAGGAGAGGAAAGCGGAGGAAGGGCUCGUGUAGUGGGACGACGGUUUUUCUGUUUUUCGUCGGCUCUGCAUCGCGACCUGCUGCACUCCCCUCUGCUGCAUUGAUCGGAUGCGGGACGCGACCUGGAAGGCAGUAAGAGAGGGACAGAGGCAGGGGAAAAGGCGGUGCUGUAUGAGGAGGACGAGGGAGGGAGGUGUGGCGGGGUCCUGCCUUUCCUUUCAUUGUGCAAGCGAGCGACAAGGAAGCAAGCAAGCCACCUCAAGCAAAGCCAAGGCAAGCGAAGGACGCGAGAGAGGGAGUUCGUUCUGGUAGGGAGAGGAAACAACAACGCUCUUCUACUACAUGUCUGCGUUUCUUAGCAUACAAGAGAAGAGCUCACAGGGAGGGACGAGAAGGGAGGAAAAGAAGGAAAGGAAAAAGGGGUCGGGGCAGAUGAUCGCUUUGCGUCGCUUUGCUCCGCCUUCGCCCUCGCCCUCGCCCUCGCCAGCUCUCCUGUUUGCCUUCCUGUGGAAAUGGUACUAGAAGGGAGAGAGAAUUGGUGAUCUUUGAAAAUUCUUUCUCAGAUACGCCUUUUGUGCCCAGUCGCGAGCGAAAAUGGCGGUGCCUUCUUUCAUCAUUAGCACAGGCCGAACUCGUCUGCAGUGUUUAGAUCUGUUUGUAGCGUCGCUCGAUCCGCUCUUCAGUGUUUCCGAUCGCCCUUGGGUUCUUGAUCUCUAUUGACUACUCGUCAUUCAUUGAUGUCUCAAGAGGACUCCCGGGUCCUAACCGACACUCAGAAGAAGCCAGUGAGUGAACUGUGAGCUUAUCUUGCGAUGAUUGUAGGUGCUCGGAGCCUUGGUUGUGAAGAAUUGUUCGUUUGGCGUUGCUCGAACACUUCCGAUCCUCUUCAAUUGUUGGAUCCUAGUUGAUCAGCCUUAGCUCAGGUCCGCCCCGUUAAUUGCCGAUAUUAUGCCUUCUGCUCCUUACGUGUACAAUGUUUAGUCUAUCGUGACUGCUUAUUACUUCGAGCCAAUGAGGAGUUAUUUAACUUUGCCCUCUUCAUACUCUCUCCAAGUAGCGUAGAUCCUUGUUAGUUCCUUUUCUUCCGUCUCGAUCGUCGUCGAUCGUCCUGUCACUCUGCUGCCCUUUCCUCUUCUUCGAUCUAGAGUGUACAUGCCCCCAUCUUCCUCAACGUUCAGCGUCCUUGCGAUCAUAGGGAGGAAAUUUCUUGUAGGUUUCUUUUCCGACAACUUUCUGGGCACGCUGGCCCCAGAAGUCGGAAGAGAAGUCGGAUCGGUGCUUUACUCAGAGUCUCUUGCUUGGUGCCUUUUAUGCCAGGUUGACAGCCGACUAUACAUCAGGAUGGUUAAUGUUUGUGGCGACGAGACAGUAGAUUUGGAAAGGAUAUAAAUCAUUGCCUUUUCGGUUCAGAUAGGAGAUAUAGUACACAUUCAAAAUGGAGAGCUUUGCCACACCUUACUCCGUUAUUUUCUAUGAUGGGGAGCAGGAGCACGAUAAAGGGCAUGUUGGCGUCCACUCUGUGCUUACAUUCAAGCGCUUCCAGGCAAUUAUGAGUCAGAAAACAGGGAUUCCUGCCUAUCAGUUGUCUUCAGUUUUUGUUUGUCGGAGAACUCUGAAGGACACAGAGAAAAGGCAGAAGCUACCAAUCAACGAGAACACCAAUUUCAAUAUCAUCCUUAAUCAGCAUAAUCCUAGCAGGGAAAGAGAUUGUCAUUUUCUUGUAUCCAUGAAAAAAUCCAAAAAGGAGCGGAAGGUAACCAGGAAGCGCAGUGCUGAAGCGGAGAACGCAGACGACGAGGAUUCAAAUUCGUCCCGGGGUGAUCUGUCCCCUUCAGAUGAACGCCCUAAGACUGGGAGUGCAGAUGAAACUUUUUCACCGGAGGCAACGUCUCCGCCGAGCUUCAUGCAGCGGCCUUCGUCACCAUCUGCCAUUCCUGUUGGUAAUGGCAACAAGCCAAGACCCGGUAGCGGUUCUCCACCGGGGAAGAUGACCUUGGGAGGUGAUUUUAAAGUUGAGAGGACGCUCCUGAGGCGGGAAGGAGUGGGGCAGAAUGGCUUUGCCAGUCCGAGGUCGGGAUGGGCGAAUGGAGUUUCCAGUCAGCGAGUAGAAGGUUUCAAUGUCCUGUCGGGUGGUGGGAAAGCAGAGGGUCAUACCUUGCAGACUUCUAACGGUUCCGCAUUGCAGCAAGAAGACAGGAGAAAUCUCGAAAAGCACUGGAGUCAAUCUGGCGCAAUUCAGGAAGAUGGAUCAUUCAGGCAGUCUGAAAAGGCUAAUGGUCAUUCCUCUGGGCACCCGCAACUUCAUCACUCCUCCGGUUUAGAUGUGAUCCACCAAGAUAGAUUCAACGAUGCCAAUCCACAAGGAAAUGGAGCAAGACAUGCUUCGGCGAUUCUGGCCAGAAAUGGUUCUGCAAAGGAUUUCUCGGUUUCACCUGUUCUACAAAGAAGUAGUUCCAUGUCCUCUGCAUCGAACGCCUCCAGGUCAACCUUGUCUCCCUUGUCCUCUACAGCAACUGGAAAUUUCAUUCCUAGAGUAUCGAUGGGCGGUCUUGCAGCAGUAGCGGCAGGAACGAAUGGAGGUCUGACAUUGCAGCAAGCUCAGGCUCAUAUUUCCCACCUUCAACAGCAACACCAGACACCUCUGCCAGGACCCAUGGGCCCGCUCGAGCUGUCUAAGCUCAACGGCAUGUUACGCGGCCUUGUGGCAAGGGAUAGCCGAGGGGAGAACACGAAGAUUUGCAAAUUCUGCUGUUUUUUACGAGAGAGGAACAUGGGUCCACCACCCUUUCAUUGGUGCGUAGAUGAUGCCAUAACGAAAGGUUUCAGGGGACCAUCCCCGGCGGGACCGAUAGGAAGACCCGUCAAAAGACAUGUGGAGGCAGCAGCUUGAUAGUGCAGUUCUUCAGGUCCUGGUGGAUCAAGUUGCAGCAGUUUCUCAUAUAGAGUGUAAAAUGAAUCGUAACAAGGUCUGUAUGCGUGAAUGUUCAUGCUGUCCUUAUGAACGUAGAUGGAUAGACUUUUUAGUUGAGAUGAAUUUUCGGUAGAAAACCGAGGGAAGGCAUGUUUUGCCCAUACUGUGUACCAUGAACGAUAUGUGAUGCAGAUGUUUAUCUCUGCGCUUAAGUCUUUAUAUUUUUUGUGCC
Molecule: messenger RNA, 4131 nt
Organism: Marchantia polymorpha subsp. ruderalis
Lineage: Eukaryota; Viridiplantae; Streptophyta; Marchantiopsida; Marchantiales; Marchantiaceae
Source: the annotation of a GenBank genome assembly